Aethina tumida (small hive beetle) is the source of this 684-nucleotide messenger RNA. RefSeq names its product B1 protein. The coding region runs from base 188 to 622 and encodes 144 amino acids. Gene Ontology annotation, molecular function: odorant binding. The transcript is spliced from 2 exons. Lineage: Eukaryota; Metazoa; Arthropoda; Insecta; Coleoptera; Nitidulidae. The record is from RefSeq and is a predicted model, not a curated record.
UUAAAUUGUUUACGCGCGUCUUCGCCUCACGACCACAACACAGAUUUGUAGUGUCGAACAAGAAAGACAAGAACCCGGGUUUUAAAAAACAAUAACGAAUAUGUUUAAUUUUAUACAUAAAUAAACGUAUACUGGUUUGACGGGAACCAGUGAACAAAUUCAUAUCGAAGAGUGAAUAAACAGCGGAAUGAACAAGUUACUCCUUUUCCUAGCGGCAUUUGUUGCCUAUGUAGCGGCCGAUCUUGAAACGGACGGCAAAGAAUUCUUUAGGGGAGUGCACCGAAGAUGUCAAGAGGAUCCGAAGACGGGAGUUCCAGAAGAGCAAGUCAAAAGAAUGUUCCAGGGUAACUGGGAGAAUGACCCCAAAUUAAAAUUACACAUGGUGUGCAUGUACCGUGGAUUCAAUUAUAUCGAUCAAUAUGGGAUUAUAAAUAAAGACCUCUUAAAAGCACAGUGGUCAAGCUUGUACAACAAAGAAGAUUUUAAAAAACUUCUUAAAUGUAUGGUACAAAAAUGUAACACAAUUGACACUGUAUGGGCUUUGGCAAAAUGUAAAAGUGACACUGUUGGAACAGUUGUCGAAUUAGAAACAUUGUGGUAUGAUAAGGGAGACAACAACUGAUUUAUUUAUUAUUACUUUUACUUUUUGUAUUAAAUUCGUUUUACAAUGAAUUAUUAUUUAUU